AUGGGGCCGAGCCGGGCACUGCCACCGCUGCUGGGGCUGCUGCUGGCGCUGGCGCUGGCCGGAGCCACCACGCCGGAGCCACGCGGAUCCAUGGCGGGACCGGACGGAGCCACGCUGGGGCGGGAAGGAACCGCAGGAACCGCGGCGGCCUCAUCCUCACCGCGGCCCCUGAGCUACGGGGCCGUGGUGGCGGCGGCCGUGGAGCUGCUCAACGCCAGGGCCGUCAGCCCCUACGUCCUGCGGCUCCGCGAGGCUCAGCCCCGGCCCGGCUGGCCCUCGGACCUGCAGAGCCGGCAGGAGCUGAGCUUCACCCUGGAGGAAACCACAUGCCGGACACCGGGAAUGGCCACCAGCAACUGCAAGAGCCGCUGGCUCGGGGCGGUGACCUGGUGCCAGGGCUCCGUUUUCCGGGAGGGGCAGCAGCCCACGGUGGAGCUGUCCUGCGAGAAGGCGCCGGCUGCGUUUGGCCGGAUCUGGAAAUCCAAGAUCAAGGAUUUCUUUGGCAAGAUCAAGCAGCGUUUCCAGGGGUUCCUCCAGUGUGGUCGGAUCUGGAUCCGGGACAGGCUCAACCUCGAGGCUCCCAAACCCUGA
This is a messenger RNA of Lonchura striata (white-rumped munia), 591 nucleotides long. The record is from RefSeq and is a predicted model, not a curated record. Lineage: Eukaryota; Metazoa; Chordata; Aves; Passeriformes; Estrildidae.